This is a messenger RNA of Rotaria socialis, 1434 nucleotides long. The record is from the annotation of a GenBank genome assembly. NCBI's taxonomy places the organism in Eukaryota, Metazoa, Rotifera, Eurotatoria, Philodinida, Philodinidae.
AUGACUGACCAAACUAGUGAUGACGAAUUUUUCGAUGCUAAUGAUAUUGAUCAAUAUAACACUGAUAUUCAACGAGAACUAAUGCGAACUUGGAAUAAUUUUGCUCGUCAACAAUUUGGCAGAACAAAACUCCCCGUGCCAAUGUUUGAUCGAUCGUCAAUUAGCAUUUGGAGUAUACUUAAGCAAUGUAUUGGAAAAGAAUUAUCCAAAGUAUCAAUGCCUAUUGUAUGGAAUGAACCAAUAUCAUUUCUUCAACGUUUUUCUGAAAAUGUUCUUUACUCAUAUUUACUUGACCGUGCUGAUGAAUGUACUGAUCCUAUAAUGAGAAUGCAGUAUGUUGCAGCAUUUGCUGCUUCAUCCAUAUCGAGUAAUAUCGAUCGUUUAUCGAAACCAUUUAAUCCAUUACUGGGUGAAACAUACGAAUUUGUUCAAGAUGAUUUACCAUUUCGUUACAUGAGCGAACAAGUAAGCCAUCAUCCACCAGUAAGUGCAUUCCUAUGUGAAUCAAAAGAUAACGGUGAACGUUGGCGAUUUUAUGGAAGCAUUUUACCUAAAGCUAAAUUUUCUGUUAAACGCAUGGAAGUUAAUCCAAAAGGUUUAUUAACACUUGAACUUAAACGACAUAGAGAAAUUUAUACAUGGGAAAGUGUAACAUGUACAAUUCAUAAUAUUGUCGUUGGACGACUUUGGUUUGAAUAUCAUGGUACUAUGGAAAUAAUUAAUCAUUCGAAUAAAAUGAAAGCUAUACUUAAUUUUAAGCCAUAUUCAUGGUCAUCAAAGGAAUUACAUAAAGUAGAAGGCUUUAUUUUCGAUUCACAAAAACAUAAAUUACGUGGUUUAUACGGUUAUUGGACGGAUUCAUUAUAUUCAAUUGAUAUUGAACGUUUUGAAGUAUUUUUAAAACAACAAAAGAAAGAAGCAAAAAGUGCAUCGAAAUGUCAUCAACAACAAAUAACGAAUUCACCAACGACAGCUACAAAUGAUACCGAUAAUACUGACCUAGAUGAAGAAUUGCCUGAUGUUGAUCCAUCCCAUGAACAGCUGAAUCUUCCACCAAAUUCUCUUACACUUUGGAGAAUUAUGCCAAAAUUAGAAUAUGGAUUACAAUAUUAUAAUUUCUCUUUAUUCACCAUGGCACUUAAUCAAUUAACAGAAGAAAAUAAAAAUAAUCGAUCAUCAUUACCACCGACUGAUUCACGAUUUCGUCCAGAUAUUCGUAAAAUGGAAGAAGGCGAUAUUGAUUCGGCUGGACAAGAAAAAGACCGCCUAGAAGAAAAACAACGUGCAGUAAGACGAGCCAUGGAAAAACGUCGAGAAGAAUGGCAACCAAGAUGGUUUCGUCUUAUUAAACACACAGUAACAGGACAAGAUGUAUGGGUAUCGAAUGAAAAAUAUUGGCAAAGAAAUUGGGCCAAUUGUCCAGAAAUCUACUAG